Komagataella phaffii GS115 is the source of this 912-nucleotide messenger RNA. RefSeq lists its product as uncharacterized. Gene Ontology annotation, cellular component: endoplasmic reticulum membrane. The transcript has 2 exons. The record is from RefSeq and is a predicted model, not a curated record. Lineage: Eukaryota; Fungi; Ascomycota; Pichiomycetes; Pichiales; Pichiaceae. Gene Ontology annotation, biological process: protein folding. The coding region runs from base 1 to 912 and encodes 303 amino acids.
AUGUCAUUUGGGAACUUUUAUGAGAUUUGUCAAAAAACUCCAUUACCUCUGUGUAAUGUUUUACUGCCCAACCACGGUACAAACUUCAAGGGAAUUAUUUCUACUUGUUACGCUAGAAGUAUAUCGGUAACCAACACAAUGAUUUUCCAGGUAGGGAACUGUUUUAUACACAUCAGCGCUAUUGUCGUCUUGAUGAUUAUUGUGUUCCAUGAUCGAAAUGCUUUUUUUUUCUACCUGUACAUUGCCAACACCAUCGCCUCAUUGGUCGUUGAUGCUGGUGUUUCUCCACCCAGCAGUGCAACAUACGGAUACUUCGUGGCAGUUCAAAUUGGCCUGGCAUCAGCCUGCUGCUGGUCUCUGAUGCUGAAUGGUUUUCUGGGGUUUCAGUUUUGGGAAGAUGGCACAAGAAAAUCUAUUAACUUUACUAGAUUGAUUGCUUUAUGUGCCUUUUCCCUUAACUUUAUCCUUUCGCUUUUCACUUUUCACAAUUGGUCCAGUAACUCAAUUGUCGAUAACACAAAUACACUCGCUCUUUUCGUGACCAUGUACUUCCUCAAUGCGGUCACUAUUGGCAUUUACGUACUCUCUCAAAUCAUUCUUAUACUGACUAUUUUGAAAAACUGGUGGGCUUUGGGUGCAAUCAUGUUAGGAUGUUUCUUUUUCACUGCAGCACAGGUUCUCAUGUAUCGUUUUUCAAAUCAGAUUUGCGAGGGUGUUAAUCAUUACCUUGAUGGACUGUUUUUUGGUACACUUUGCAAUCUAUUCGCAGUGAUGAUGCUGUACAAGUAUUGGGACAUGAUUACAACUGAAGACUUGGAAUUUUCGGUCUCUAACACAGAUGGAGCUGUACCCUGGACAAACGGAUUUUUUGAUGAAAAAGAUAACCGAGAGCCUAGUAGUGCAAUUGGAUAG